Daphnia pulicaria is the source of this 841-nucleotide messenger RNA. RefSeq lists its product as uncharacterized. The transcript is spliced from 3 exons. NCBI's taxonomy places the organism in Eukaryota, Metazoa, Arthropoda, Branchiopoda, Diplostraca, Daphniidae. Bases 66 to 689 code for a protein of 207 amino acids. The record is from RefSeq and is a predicted model, not a curated record.
CUUUCAUAGUCAGACGUCCAGCUGUUAAAGAGUUGCCCCUUAAUUCAAAUUCAAUUCAAAGUAGAAUGCGAGGUAGAAUGUUGGUAUCUGAUAUGGAAGCACAACCAGUACUACGGGUUGAACGGAAGAAGGAGACGCCACGAUCUGACCAUACCAAGCUAUUAACUCUUUUUUCGCUGCUCAAUGUAUUCGUAGGGUUAUACUUUCUUUUUUUCAAGAAUGGGUUUAACUUGUUGGUUUUACCUGGUAAAGAGAUCACGAUCAUGGAUGUCGUAGAUUCGAGCGACCAUUUGUGUGGAGUUUUGCUCAUUGCCAUCGGAUUCCUUUGUUGGACGCAAAGAAACCAUAUAAUAGAACCUGUCCAGCAAGGAGUUUUUAUUGCUCUGGCAAAUGUGGCAGUUGGAUUUGCAAUAGUAAUCGUCUUCAUCCAUUCGGCGUCCAUUGUCACUCAUCAGACCUACAAGAAUGCCUUUAUUUGUCGCGGCGUCUAUCAAACUAAUGCAACAAUCAUCUUUGAGGUUGAAGGUUCUAAAUAUAGUAAGGAUGUUUUUUGUGGAUAUCUCAACCAAUUGUAUUUGUUUGAUUCUGUAAUGAUCGCUUGUGGGCUGGCUGCUGUUGUUUUAGAAGGCAUGGCUGCAAUGCAUCUGUACUAUAGCAUUGCGCUAUUCUCCAACCCCUCACGCUUAUAAUGUUCGUUUCCCUUGUCAUCUCUUAAUUACGACACGGAAAUCUAGAUCUACUUUCAAAGUCCCUUUUUUUAAGUAAAAUACUUUGGGUGAUGAAACACAGUCAACUUGAUCUACAUUUCAAUGGUUUUCUUUUCAUCAUUUUCUGAAUUACA